Molecule: messenger RNA, 2278 nt
Organism: Ornithodoros turicata
Lineage: Eukaryota; Metazoa; Arthropoda; Arachnida; Ixodida; Argasidae
Product: facilitated trehalose transporter Tret1-like
Exons: 3
Coding region: 184-1608 (474 amino acids)
Biological process (GO): transmembrane transport
Cellular component (GO): membrane
Molecular function (GO): transmembrane transporter activity
Source: RefSeq, a predicted model, not a curated record
GACCGCUUCGGAAGGCUCGCUUAUCUGUUUUGUCGACAGAGGUUUUGCUCGAAUUGAGCCAUCGUAAACCUCUGAGAGGGUAGACAUUCGAUACUACUGUAGGACUCGUUCGGCAGGCGACUAACUACGCAGAGAGUCUUGCUCCAGACUGUUUCUGACGUCGCAAGCCGACAUCCAGCGGACAUGGCCGACGGGGGUUCACAUGAAACGCUUCUUGAAAAAGAGCGAUUCAGCUGCAAGACACGGCUGUACCUGGCCGCGUUUUCUGCAUUUAUGUCAUCUAUUUCGUUUGGAUUGACGGUCAGUUAUUCGUCACCGGCACUGCCCAAUAUAAGAAAGAGGCUGCCAAUCAGUGACUCUAGGAACGGCUGGUUCGGUUCUCUGGUCAGCAUCGGAGCUGCUUUUGGAGGAUUGGCCGGAGGGCAGUUGAUGAAUUUCGUGGGCCGGAGAGGCGCCAUGCUCUUCGCGGCUCUGUUAUACGUCGUUGGUUUCCUCCUCAUUGAAGCGACGCUUCUUAUAGAAUUAAUGUUUGUAGGUCGUUUCCUAACAGGGAUCGCGACUGGAAUCUCAGCCGUUGUAGUACCCGUAUUCUUAUCCGAAGUCAGUCCACCGGAUAUACGCGGUUUCAUCAACGCACUCUCCGCAGUUGCCGUUACUUCAGGAGCCUUUCUUGACUUUGUGUUAGGCAAAUGGUUAAACUUUCAGUGGCUCGCGGUGGCCUGUAUGGUACCGUCUGUCAUUCUUGUAUUCUCUAUGCCCUUCGUCGCCGAAACACCGCGAUGGCUGCUGCAAACUGGGAAGUCUGAAGAAGCCAUUGCAGCCCUAAGAUUCUACCAAGGACCUGAUGUUAAGGAGGAGUUCGAUGCAUUAAGCAUAAACGUCGCAAACGUUACAAAAUUUGUUAUACGAGAUUUCAAGCAGCCGUGCGUCUACAAGCCAUUCCUCAUCACGCUUUUAGGAAUGUUCCUGCAGCAGUUCUCGGGGAUCAUGAUCAUGCUUUACUACGCGCAAGACAUCUUCACCACGGCCGAGUCUACAAUCGACGCAGCACUCAGCUCGAUUAUUAUUGGCGGCGUCCAAGUCGCGUCCGUAUCUGUGACAGUUUUCUUCACCGACCGACUAGGAAGGAAAGCGCUCAUGCUAAUCUCUACACUUGUAUCAUGUGUGAGCCUCAUAAUUAUGGGCCUCUUCUAUCACCUUAAAGAAAUUCAUGGUCACAGUUUUGUUGCAUCGUAUGGCUGGCUUCCUUUGGCAGCCCUGUGCCUGUUUAUGUUCGGGUAUUCAGUUGGGCUAGGACCACUGCCGUGGCUGCUCAUGGGGGAGAUGCUGCCAUUGCGUAUCAAAUGCUUUGCAACUGGAUUUUCAACGGCAUUUAACUUCGCCUGCAGUGCUAUCAUCGUCAGUGAGUAUCAUUCAAUGAUAGUAGAAUUAGGGAACGAUGGUAUCUACUGGUUUUACGCAGGUUUCAUGUUAAUUGGGUUUGUGUUAGUGUUGAUGUUUCAGCCAGAGACAAAAGGAAAAACACUGGAAGAGAUAGAGGACCUUUUCAGUCGACAAGGAGUAGUUGCAAAUGAGAGCGAUAAUGAGAGUGUACCGUUCGUGAAUUAGCGGUGUGCGCCUAAAUAUCUUGAUGGGGCCCACUGCAUAAGCAUGUCACGUCAGCUUGUUUUCUUCGAUGUCACAUGCUACUUCCGUUGACCGCGCCAUGCCUGUGCCACACUUCAAAAGUGGUUGUAGCAACACUAGUGCCAUCGGAUGAUGGCAGCUCAGUCUGAACGUGAGCGCGCUCAGCGCGAUUAAACCAGUUGUUCUCCACCAGUCACGGGGUACGGUUGUCAGUCCUUUCCUACGCCAGAUGGUAAAGGGGGGGGGGGGAUAUGUUUAAUGCAAAGAUGGUAAAGGGCAUAACAGUGCGCAGAUCUGCAGGUGAGACGGGUUGUUGACACCUGCGCGCUGAACAUCGUCUUUUUCAACUGUAUGCUCGGUUUGUGAUCGCAUGAAUGAUCUUACGACGCGUAUGUCCAACAUCUGCAGCUUCUCCGCUUUUGGUUGUGUUUCGAACAUGUACAAGACAGCCAUCACACGCAUCUUUAUUUUCAUUAUCACAUUAAAAAUAAUGAGUAGCCUGGCUUUGCGUUCUAUUCGUUGUCAUAUAUCCUUGGAUGCCAAGUCAGGCACGGCUAUGGAGAUGACGGAAGCACUGUAGAAGAUACCUCACUUUCUGGUUCCUUCGGGAUACCUUCGGGUUUAUGGAAAAUAAAUGACAUAUUUAUUUCGA